UCGGACAAAUCAAGAUGGCUACUGUUAGGUGAGCUUGAGAGACGUUCGUGUAAAACGAUGAACGUAUUUUAUUAUACUUUCAGGCGUUUCCAGCGAAUCAGCCAAAGAAGACUCUGUUUGUAGUUAGCCUUCUAAUCUGAACAUGGUACUAAAAAAGCAAUGGAAAGAUGAGGACAUGGAGCAGACAAUGGAGAAGGUGGCUGAAGGCAUGCCAGUGCGCCAGGCAUGUCAGAAAAUGAGGCUAAAAAAGCAAUGGAAAGAUGAGGACAUGGUGCAGGCAAUGGAGAAGGUGGCUGAAGGCAUGCCAGUGCGCCAGGCAUGUCAGGUCUUCAACGUCCCUCGCAACACCUUGAGGGACCGAGUGAUGGGGGUGGUUACCCAUGGCUGCCGUACAGGCCCAAGCCAAAAACUCUCAGUGGAGGAAGAGCAAGCUUUAGUGGAGUAUUACCAGUGCUGUGCAGACCAUGGGUUCCCAAUUACAAGGGCCCGGCUCCAGGCAUAUGCCACCGCGGUGUUGAGGAAGAGGACCAGAAAGCCAGAAUUGCGACCAUUAGGUGUAAGGUGGUACCACUGUUUUAAGAAGAGGCACGCGGCUAUAAGCAUGAACUCCGUGAACAUUGACCGAUUGAGGUCCACCUGUGUAACACUGGAGCCGGUGAUUCACUUCUUUGACUUAUUGGAGAAGACCGUGAAUGAGCACGGGCUGAGGAAUAAACCAGCACAGGUGUAUCACUGCGACAAAACCGAGUUGAUGUCACAGCGGGAGACAAAACACCCCUCUCUGCAGGCCCCCAGCACAAGAGACCAUGUGUCGAUCCUGGCCUGCUUCAAUGCAGCUGGGGAGGACAUACCACCUCUGAUAAUAUAUCCCAAGUACUUUCCUGGGGGCCAGUACACAACCGGGGGGCCCCCCAAUGCCCUCUAUGGGAAAUCUCCAGAUGGGAACAUGGAUAGUAAACUCUUUCUACGAUGGCUCCAGCACUUCAUCCUUCACGCGAGGCAGGAGCGCCCUCUGCUCCUUAUUUUUGAUGGACACAAGGCCCACCCCUCGCCCCCAGUCGUCGAGGCGGCUAAGAGGGAGGGUGUCAUACUGCUACAUCUACCCCGACACACCUCCCAUGUCCUUCAACCCCUGGAAGUGGGUUUCUUUGGCCAUUUAGAGGCAGAUUUUGCCACGGUGACUGGCAAUCUCAGCCGUUUAAAAAAAUCAAACAAUAAUAUUGUGAGUCGGACGGAAUUUGCCAAAAUUGUCCACCACCCAUACCAGCGGGCAAAGGCUAAAGGGGUUGUGGUGAGAGGGUUCAAGAAGUGUGGCAUCUUCCCUCUAAGAAGGGCAGCCAUCAAAUCCAGCCACCUCAGAAGGAGAAAGCCGACCACUGCCACCACCACCACUGGACUGUCCUCUGCACCCCCUCCACCCAUAGGCUCCUCCCAAACACCAGGCUCUUCACUUCCCCUGACCCCUUCUCUAAAGCACAUGUUGGUGGAAGCAGGGUGGAUCCCCCCCAUCACUGAUGAGGACUACGAGAGACUCCUAGUAAAGAAGAAACAACAGUCCGCAGAGGCAAAGAAGCAGAGGCCCCGACAACGGAGGGAGCAAGCCAACAACAUCGCCCUAGAGACCACCAACCCCGUUGCGACCUCCAGGAAAACCCCCAGUGCCCGUGCCCAUGCCUCCUCCCCAUCUUCCUCUAACCACUCCAGAGCCAUUUCCUCAUCCAAGAAAAGGAAGGCCCCAGCACCGGCAGAAGGUCAGAAGAGAAAAAGGAAGUCAACUGGAGGGGGCAAAAAAACACCGAAGACAAUGGUAGACAAUGGUGUCUGUGGGAAGUGCAAAACGAUAUUUCCGGCAGGAGGCGAAGCCAUUGUGAUGUGGGUGUGCUGCUCCUUGUGCAUGGAGUGGUUCCACUGCAUAUGUGUGCAGUGGAACCACCAGGACAACGCCAGCGAUGAGGAGUUUCAGUGUGAGCGGUGCCAGGUCAUGUGCACUGAAGUUACCAUAGAGUCAUAAGGCUUUGGUUGCCCACAGACAGCUAAACUAAUGAUAAUCACUUCUCAGUUAUUCUAAAACGACUUACAAUCUCAAGGUAUGUUUACGAUUAACAUUGCCAUCAUCACAACAGUGAUAAUAUUUUGUGCAGACUUGUCAGAUUAAUGCAGCACAAAACUAAAUCAGGAAACUGACGCCAACAUAAGGCGAAAUAGAACUAUUCAGUUAAUUAAGCCUAAAUAUUGGCAAUGCUUUCCUGAGCCUUUAAUCUCUCCAUAUGCCAUAAACAUAUUAUUUGUGUUGAUUUCUAUCAAAUCUGCUGUUGAGGCAUAAGCUAUGAUCACUUUUAUUUAUACAUGUUUUCAGCCUGAUCAUUAGUGGUGACAUUGACAUAUUCAAUUGUGUUUUAUACAGUAUCCUCUGAAUAAACAACUUGAGUUGUAUCAA
Molecule: messenger RNA, 2437 nt
Organism: Alosa alosa (allis shad)
Lineage: Eukaryota; Metazoa; Chordata; Actinopteri; Clupeiformes; Clupeidae
Product: MFS-type transporter clz9-like
Exons: 5
Coding region: 143-2011 (622 amino acids)
Cellular component (GO): nucleus
Molecular function (GO): DNA binding
Source: RefSeq, a predicted model, not a curated record